Messenger RNA from Neltuma alba, 1164 nucleotides. Its product is annotated as MADS-box transcription factor 23-like. The transcript is spliced from 8 exons. Lineage: Eukaryota; Viridiplantae; Streptophyta; Magnoliopsida; Fabales; Fabaceae. Gene Ontology annotation, molecular function: protein dimerization activity; DNA-binding transcription factor activity; RNA polymerase II transcription regulatory region sequence-specific DNA binding. Gene Ontology annotation, biological process: positive regulation of transcription by RNA polymerase II. The coding region runs from base 101 to 802 and encodes 233 amino acids. Gene Ontology annotation, cellular component: nucleus. The record is from RefSeq and is a predicted model, not a curated record.
UUUCCUAAUUGCGAAAAGGAAAAUAAUAUGGAAAGGCACCACCAGCAACCUCUUGGUUUGGCUUUAUAACACAAAAACCCUAAGUGAGUAGAGAGGGAAUAUGGGAAGAGGGAAGAUUGAGAUCCGAAGGAUCGACAAUUCAACGAGCAGGCAAGUGACUUUCUCAAAGAGGAGAAAGGGAUUGAUCAAGAAGGCGAAAGAGCUGACAAUACUGUGUGAUGCAGAAGUUGGACUCGUCAUAUUCUCCAGCACUGGGAAACUUUAUGAAUAUUCAAACACCAGCAUGAAAUCAGUGAUUGAGAGAUAUAACACAAGCAAGGAGGAACACCAACAACUGAUGAAUCCAAAUUCGGAAGCCAAGUUUUGGCAAAGGGAGGCAGAAGUAUUAAGGCAACAACUACAGACUCUACAGGAAAACCAUCGGCAAAUGAUGGGAGAACAGCUUUAUGGUUUAAGUGUGAAAAACCUACAAGAUCUCGAGAACCAGCUGGAAUUGAGUCUCAGAGGUAUUCGCAUGAAAAAGGAACAAAUUCUAACAGAAGAAAUCCGAGACCUGAACCGAAAGGGAAGCAUUAUACAUCAGCAAAACAUGGAACUCUAUAAGAAGGUAAACCUCCUUCGACAAGAAAACACACAACUACACAAGAAGGUUUACGGCUCAUCGGAAAUGGCAGCUACAAGCAGAGAUGCAUUCAAUCCAUAUGGAUUUCAUACAAACGAGGAACCACAAGAACUGAUCCAACUUCAGCUAAGCCAACCAGAGCAAGACACGUAUGAGACAUCAGGCAGCGCCUCAAAAUAAUGUUGGUCAAAAGUUCUUCAGUUGGAUAUUUUGACCUAACCAUUGACAAUAUUAUAAAAUUGCAGCAUAUAACCGCAUGUGAAGUGAUGAAGAAUCCUUCUGCAUGAAUCUUACCUGAGAAAUCAAGAACAAGAAUUAUCAGUAGAAGAACAUCUGUGAUUCUUGAAGCGGAAGGAGUUAGAUAAAAGCUUAUCAGCAAGUGAAUUGCAUUAUUCAAAUCAGAUAUGCAUGUAAAGUGAAUUAUGGAGAAUUUUAAAUAACAAAACAUGGACGUAAAAUUUUUCUGAAUUGUGUCUAUCUAUAGCUUUGUAGAAAUGUAACCUGUCAAUUGCACAUGACAAGUUCAUAAGCUUGAGUCAUUA